Messenger RNA from Didymodactylos carnosus, 2016 nucleotides. NCBI's taxonomy places the organism in Eukaryota, Metazoa, Rotifera, Eurotatoria, Philodinida, Philodinidae. The record is from the annotation of a GenBank genome assembly.
AUGGCGUGCAGUAAAGCGGAAGAUUUGAUCAAUCAACUUAUUGAAGCUACGUUAAAAUUGUUAGAUUUUGGCUUAAAUAUUAUGGAUGCAUUACGAGUACAGAAACUACUCACCAUACGAAAUCAAAAAAUUGGUUUAAUCAGUGAUGAUGCAUGUCUUCCAGAAUGUAGUUUACGGUUUAGCCUUAAUUUUGAUUUAAUGAUGUUUAACAAAUUACUACGAUCGGCAUGUUUACGAGCUCGAGCUACAUUGAAUGAAUUACGGGUGUGUCGAUUACGUUAUCCCAAUGCACCUCUAGGCUUGGAACCAAAAACAAAGGUGAAAUUUUUAAAACUACAACGAAAAAUUCAAGAAUUUGAUGAAGCAGUUCGUAGUGAUAAAAUGAUUGCUCGUCGUGAUUUGCGUGAUUUUCGUGAAAUAGCUAUUAUCUUUUCACAAUUAGAACACGAUUUGAAGUUAUUAAUAUGUAGUUUGGAAUGUGCUAGUACAAUGAAAGAUACAGUGCUAUUCGCGGCACCUAUCACAGAUGUAAUGACUGUAUUAUCAAUUGUGUUAUCAAGACUUGAACGUCUAGCGCAAAAAGCGGAAAUUGACGAGAAAAUAGCAGCUGCUGAGCAACAAAAACAAUUACAAGAGCAAAAGGCAAAAACCAAUCUUGGUCCAGGAGAGGGAAGUGGUGGACAAGCGGCAGUUGCACAAUCAAAUUCAGCCGAACCUUAUUGGAAUCGAAAUCAACAUCAUUAUCGUUUUCAUCGUAACAAACCUCAACGAGCCAGAUCGAAUAAAAUGAGAAAUUAUUAUGAAAAACUAGAUGAAUUCAAUAGUGAAAUGUUUGAUAAACCAAAGAAUCAGCAGAAAAUCAAUCGCAAUAGUGUAAUUUCAAGAAAACAUGAAUCAGUAUCUGCGAUGAUUGUUGCCGCUAGUCAACGAUUAAUUAGUCAACAAUCUCCAACGAAAAAAUCGUCAGAAUUUGGUCGGAAACAACAAGAAUUACAGCAACAACAUGAAACAGUUGAAACAACCAUACAGAAUACAGAGGGCGAUAAAAAUAAAACAUUUCCGACGGUGACAGCUACAUCGACACAUUGUUCAAGAAGUGAAAUGUUGCUGAAUUAUGAAAGUGCUAAGACAAUAAAGAAAAAAACGACAAAACCAUCCAAAAAAUAUCGUUCAUCAACCGCAAUGACCAUACCAGCCGAAGUUGAAUAUUCAAAAUCAUUAUCUACUCAUUACUAUCAUCCUAAUAGUCAUAAAUUAUUACCAAAAAAUGUUGGUAGAUUUUGUUAUGCAAUGCAAUCGAGUCAGUCAUUGCAUCCGCGUGAAAAAAAUGAGAAGAAAACAACAGAAGACGUACAGCAACAGUUCCCAGUGUUAAAUAAUGACAGUUAUGAAUUGAACGAUGAAAAGCUAAAAACAGAGAAAAAUGAAUUUAUUCGUAAAUGGGCAGAAGAUGUGAGAAAUACAUAUGGUUACAAACAGAUCAUUAAUUCAACACCAAAUUAUCAAGACAAGAUAUCCGAUGAUGAUGUGGUAAGAAUAACAUCACAUUUAGAACACACCCGUCUUGAGAAUGAUCGUAUGAGAUUAGAGACAAAAAACGAAGACGAAAAAGGAAAAUAUAGACAUUAUCAUCGAAAACUAUCAAAAAAGAACAAAUACCACUCAUCCGUUUCUCUAUCAACAUCGUUAAACAUUUCUAAUUCCUCGUUGUCUGAACAUGGUUAUCCCAGAAAAACUCGUCGUAUAUAUUUUUCUAAACGAAAACCACCAGCAUUCAGCAACGCUAGUAGCAAUGCAAAUGAAAACAGUAAAACACGUCGACGUUCGUUUAAUUAUCAUCAUCAUCAUCAAAAGCUGAAAAAAAAAGAAGGAUCUUGUCCAUCGAGUGAGAAUAACGAAUUUGGUACUUAUACAGUAAACAACAUAAACAAAGAGGAUGAAAAUGAACAUCUGUCUAAAACUAGACAAACAAAUUUAUCAUCAAAAGAUAGUAAUAUACAAUGUAAAGUCAGUUGA